Messenger RNA from Cherax quadricarinatus, 3658 nucleotides. NCBI's taxonomy places the organism in Eukaryota, Metazoa, Arthropoda, Malacostraca, Decapoda, Parastacidae. The record is from RefSeq and is a predicted model, not a curated record.
UGUAUGUUGUGUGUACACAAAUGUCUUGCCUGUGACAUAGAUCUUCAGAAAGUUCCUUUAAGCAAAAGGUUCUUACAUCAGACAAGAACUGCGCUCAGUGUCUGUGUAAGAGAGAGAAAGAUAUAGAAGUGAGAAGUCAGGGAAGUAAACCUGAGACAGCCAGCUUCCUACACUACAGAAGUGAGCCGUCUGGGUGUGGCGCUGCAGGUGCGGGAGGAAGAGGGAAAGAGAGAGACUAUAUAUCAAUUCUUCGAGGUCAAGUUUCCUCCCUACGUCUGGCGUCACCUGUGUCUCCAGUUUGACCACAACACCACCCAGGUGAGCACAUAAUUAUACCAUUAUUGAACAAUAAGUUGCACAAGAUUCUAAAAAAAAAAAUGAUCGUGUGAAUUUGAUAUGCUGACAAAAACGUCAUAAUUUUAGAAGAUCAUGCUGUCUCGAUGUUAUAUAUGAAAGUAAACAAGCUAUCUAUAGUAUGGUCGUCAGUCUGAAUUUGUAUAAUAAUUACAUUGUUUUAUCCAAUGCUCUUGUUUUAUUUAAUGCUCUGUUUUGGCAUUAUAUGAUUUUUUAUUCCCUUCUUCCACGUAAGGUUCGGUGUUUUGUUGAUGGUGACCAGGAGAUGCUGUCAGUGAAGCGCUUGUUAACGACAGCAGAUUGGCAAGUUCCAUCCCUUAAUGAUGGAGAAGAUAUUGGAUUGGUCGAAGAAAGUGUAACAGACGUCAAAGUUGACCAGACACAUUGUCCACUAGCAGGUGAGAUGAUCUGCACGGCAGAGGAAGCAAGCAACAACAAUGUAUUUCCAGAGGGAAGUAUCAUCAGGGGGACUUCCCCAACAGUACUGCAGAGGGAGACUGGGGUGGUGUGUGUGGGCGGGUGUGACCAGCACCAUACACUGGAGGCAGACGUAGCUGGAGUCACUGUGUGGAGAAGAACACUGGGUGCCGAGAUACUGAAGAAUAUCUCUGGCUGUCAUCCACAUCAGCGUCUUCAUUUCGACCAGGUGAUAAACCUACGAUGGUCUGUCUUUGGCAACGUGUCACUACGCUCUUACUCAAGGCGUAACUUGUGUUUAUCAAUUCCUCGGGUGGUGGUAGUUCAGGCUGCCGGUACUUAUGCUCGCCAUCAAUCAGUAUGCCAAGCCCUAGGUGGCACCCUCGCCUUCAGCACUGAACUGACAACCCUGGGAGUAGCUCGAGGGUUUAGUGACACCUGCGGUGACACCAGUGGUCUCAUGGCUUGGCUCAGGGAAGACCGCAGGGUCAGUGAAGCAGGGAAGACCAACACAGAGAAGUGUCCAGCCUUGAGUGUGGGGAGUCGUGAUUGGGUAUCUUGCGAGUUGCAACUGAAGUGUGCCAUGUGCCAGGUGCCUAACACUCUCAUGUACAUCCUAUAUGGCCACAAUGGGAAACUCUUUGAUCAUAAUUACUUUAUCCCCGCUGACACGAGAUCGCUGCAGUUUAGAGGGCUUGGCGAGUCAGAAAUCAUACGGAAGGGUCAAGGUUGGUUGUUACGGUCGACACUGCACCUGACGGAGUGGCUGCUGGAGGAGGCAGACAUGCCUGUGGGUCGUCAAAAAUGGAAUGUCGGGAGCCAAAUGGUCGUUUUGACACUUACUAUCUGUCGUACGAUUGAGUUCGCGUGCGACGACGGUCAGUGCGUCCCUCAUACCGCUCGCUGUGACGACAUUGUUCACUGUAACGACGGAUCAGACGAGGUCGACUGUCGUGUGGUUGAACGACCUUCCUCAUACGACCUUAUCAACCCUCCGCCUUCACGACCCGGCGAGGCAGUACCACUCCACCUCAACUACCACAUCGACGUGUAUAAUUUGAACGACGUGACUACCAAGGAAGGGGUGGCUAGCAUGGACCUGGGCAUCACUGUCUCCUGGUUCGACCCGCGGCUCAAGUUCCUCAACCUCAAGGAGGGAAUCAAGAACUACUUCCCGUGUGAGCUGGUGUGGACGCCGCGGGUGAGAGCGUUGUCAGGGCGCGGCCACGGCACCGUCCUCACCUCCAAUAACUACGAGAAGUUCUGCUACGCAUACAGCAACGACCAGACGGAGUUGCGUCCUCUCCACGAUCCUCUCAUGAGUCACCAGGCCGACGGCUUGACCAACGCUGUAGAGCUGUACCUCGGAGUGCUGGCUAAAGUGCCCUGCCAUUUCCAGCUUCAGAUGUAUCCCUUCGACGUGCAGCGGUGUAACCUCUCUUUCGUCGUUAUGAACGCUCCCUUCACCCGCGCCUUCAGGAAGUCUUCCCCCGGCAGCCAAGUUCCCUACCUCAAUGCGCGUCGGAUGCUCCUGGAGUACCUGCUAGAGAACCUGACGACGGAGGCCGGCUGGAGCCAGCUAGGCUCCGACAAUAACACCUACAUCGUGCUCACCUACCACCUGAGGCGUCUUUACGGCUACCACCUAACUAACAGCUUCUUCCUAAGCCUACUCAUUUUCUUCAUUUCCUACGCGACUUUCUUCUUCCAGAUGGAGGACUUCACGAACCGCAUCAUGGUGUCACUGACGGCGCAGCUGGUGCUGGCGGAGUUGUUCACCUCGACGACCCAGUCAUCAGCCAGGACUCCUUACCUCAAGCUCAUCGACCUGUGGUAUGCAGUGGUCAUCACCUUGUGCUUCUUAAUCGUCGUCACGCAGACGGUCUUCAACGUGAUCCUCAACGCGGGUCGCUUCCCAGGAGUCUUCGUCCGGGUAAGGGAGAAGCGAGAAAAAUCUAAACCAGAACCAAAGCCGCUAUGUAAAAACAUCAGAAAGAAGACGAUUGUUAAAAACUCAGCUGUAAAGAGGAGAAAGAAAUGGAAAGAGAUUAUUGAGAAUGCUGAGGAGAUCUGCAGUGAGCUCGUUGCUGAGGAGAUCUGCAGGGAGCUGGUUGCUGAGGAGAUCUACAGGGAGCUGGUUGCUGAAGAGAUCUGCAGGGAGCUGGUUGCUGAGGAGAUCUGCAGGGAGCUGAUUGCUGAGGAGAUCUGCAGGGAGCUGCUUGCUGAGGAGAUCUGCAGGGAGCUGGUUGCUGAGGAGAGGAUACACAAAAGUGAACUAUUGUUAACACUCUUAUUCCCCCAGGUGACUCCUGCGUUCACUUCACCUGCCAGCAGACACCAUCGCCACAAGCACAAGCACCAUCAGUGGCACAGUGCUACUAAGCCCAACCUGCAGUUAGCUCAGCGAUGCAACUUCUUCGUCAGGGUUGGUUUUCUUGUGGCCGCCAUCUUUGUUUUCUUUUACGUCCUGAUGGCGGCAGGAGUCUGGCGACUCUCUUGAUGGUAUGUGGAGGAACACCUCCAGGAACAGCACCUCCAGGAACAACAAGAGCAGCACCACCAGGAACAGCACCUCCAGAAACACUACUAACAGCACCUUAAGGAACAGCAGAAGCAAUACCUCCAGGAACACCAGCAGCACCACCACCACCACCAGCAACACCAGGAACACUACUAUCAAACUAAGAGUGAGAGGUAUAUUAUACAUCUCUCAGUGUACACCACACGCAAAGUUUACAUUAAUCACUAAAAGCUUUAGACCUCAUAAACUAACUCCGUAUUAUACAUACACCUCAAUAUCCCUUCUUAAAUAAUAAUAAUAAUUUUAAUUAUAAUAAUAAUUAUAACAAUAAUAAUUCGAGAACUGUUAUUGCAGAAAUGUUUUCAA